Ruditapes philippinarum (Manila clam) is the source of this 10867-nucleotide messenger RNA. Its product is annotated as transient receptor potential cation channel subfamily M member-like 2. Lineage: Eukaryota; Metazoa; Mollusca; Bivalvia; Venerida; Veneridae. The transcript is spliced from 16 exons. Gene Ontology annotation, molecular function: ADP-ribose diphosphatase activity. The coding region runs from base 171 to 2201 and encodes 676 amino acids. The record is from RefSeq and is a predicted model, not a curated record.
AGACAUAUUCCUGAUAAUGAUGUUUCUAGUACUGCUAUUGGUUACGAGGAUCAUGCAGACGUGGGUGGGCGUCUCGGACUAUAUUUACGCACGAAUCUUCAUGUGUUUUGGUCUCAUCUACUUCUUCUACCGGCUGUUAGAUAAAACACGACUUUGUGGCAUUUGUACGAAUGUUUCUCAUCUUUAUGAUCGCUGGGGGUGUGACUAUACAGGCUGUACUGUAUCCUCAUUGGCCACUCACGAAGGAACUCAUCAAGCGUGUCAUUACGAGACCAAUUUAUGGCAUGUUCCUUACUCAAGUCGAUGACCUCAGUGGUGAUCCAAGCUGUUCCUUUGAGUACGAGAAUACCACAGGAUAUUGCCAUGCACCAACUUACUACAGCGGCGCUAUCUACACACAUCAAUCACAGCAGAUAAAGGACUUACAAAAGUGCCCUGUGUCCACAUUUUCAGCUUAUGUCAUCACACUACAAUAUUUACUCAUCUGUAAACUUGUGCUGGUUACACUUCUAUUUGCUAUGUUUGCACUGACAAUAGGGAAAGUUGAUAAGGUGGCGAGUGAAGUGUGGAAGUUUCAGAGAUACGCUCUUAUAGCUGAUUUCAUCGAGAGAUUUAGUCUACCUCCACCAUUUACAGUAUUUAGUUUCCUCUAUCUGUUUCUGAAAGCAAUAUAUAACAAGUUGAAGACGUGUCAACGAAAGAGUACUUGUUGCUCAAAGGGAAAGUCUAAGAUGACAAACCGAGGUAAGAGUACAUUGAGACUACAGAGCAAGAUUGACGAUACAAUGUUCUGGAAGAAAGUGGCGAGGGAAUAUAUGUCAAUUGAAGAGGCUGCAUUGGAGAAAGAGGCAAUGCAAUCUAAACAAGGCGAUAUAUUGGUGAUGUUACAAGAAGAUUUACGUACCCACAGGAAGAGUAUGAAACGUUUGAACGACAGAGUUGUAGAACUGGAGAGGAUGAUGCAGUCGAGCCGUCUGUAUCUGGAAGAUAUCGCUCACAAACUGGAAAAAUCCGAUGUAAUGGGUAUUACCAAUGUUAAGGGAAGAUUUAUACACGUAGCAGCAAGACAAUCACCUUACCCAUCCACAAGUUUAACACGGUUCCCAGUGUUUGAUAAAUAUGUUCCGUGGGAGACACAGUAUGAUGUUUAUGAUCCUAAGACAUUUACACUAAGUCCGGACAAAUUCCCGGAGAAUGAGAUUAUGUAUGUCGAUGACGACAUUCUAGAAAUUUUACGAUGUAAAGAGGAGAGGCAGGCAGUUAUAGCAGCAGCAGCCGCUGCAGCAGGCGGUACCGGAAUGUGCGAGGAGUUAGAUCGACUGACACCUAUACCGGAGUUCACGGCUAAGUGGAAUACCGUGACCACAUUCAAGGAGAACGGUGAAAGACGAGAGAUUGAUCGUAGAUCGUGGAUUAACGUAGAUAACCAACCAUUACGUUAUACCAUAGAUUCUUUAGGUCUACCGCAAAAUCCUAUGGGAAGAACUGGAAUGAAAGGUAAAGGAAUCUUGUGGCGUUGGGGUCCAAAUCAUGUGAUCAAAGUGGUCGUUACGAGAUGGAGGCGUAAAUACGGGCCGGACCUAAAUACAAUGACAGACUAUCUGUAUGUUGAAGGAAAACGUGUACUUGAGUUUAUAGCUGUACAAAAAGAUAACUUUGUGGAUUCAAGCUAUUCUCUACCUGGGGAUGUUCUUCAUGGAAUGAGUAAUCCCUAUAGUAUUCUGUGUAAAUCAUUUAUGAGCCAGGUAUUUGAUGAGCAGGAUACCGGUCAACAUAAUGACCAGAGUGACAUGAUACAGUUCUUUGCCCAGUUUGCCAGUGUCGUGGCAGGAGGCUCGAGUUCGAGAUCAUCGUUCCAGGUGUCAGAUCUUACGUCAUCUUCUAUGCGGUCAGGUCCACAAAUUGGAAUGCAGCCAUUUAUUUCAGCGAGUAAAAGUAAUCUUAAGGCCGAGGCAGAUGCCCAAGGAUUUUGUGCAUCACUGUUGUACAAAGGUUACCUGGAUGAUCCAAGGAACACAGAUAAUGCCUGGGUAGAAACAGAGGUCUGGAACUUCCAUUAUGACAUUGGGGACACCUUUGACCUAAGACUUGCAGAGGGAUUGAGCGCAAAAUGGAAGGAAGUGUCACCAUAUGUGAAGAUGUUUGGAAAUGAAUCUGUGAUAGUACAGGAGGCUGCCAGAAUUCAUGAUGCUUAUCAUUAAAUAGUACACCUAUUAUAGGAACAAAACCAUUUUGCCAUCGUACAGCGAAGCCGCUUUUCAGGAUGGAAAUUUUCACCAUAGCCAAAGUGGAACAAAACCAAAAAAUUUGGAAUAUUGCAAAAAUUAACAAAACCUUAAUUUACAAAGGGAAAAUAUAGAUUAGAUAUUGAGGGACAUGUUAAUAUAUUUGAAAAUGUUCAUGCAGGUUUUGAAAAACAAAUUUUUUGGUUUUGAAUAAUUUUGUUGUUUUUCACCAAGGAGGAACAAAUAAACAAAAUUAUUUCCCAUUAGUUCUAGCCAGUAUAAUUAAAUUUAGGGAUUGCUGAUUGGAGAGAUACAUUGAUUUGUUUCAAGUAUUUAUUUGCAAUCCUUCAUUGAAAGACUUAAUGAUAUUUAUGAAGAAGAAAAAAAAGUUUUGGUUUCAAACAGCCUGAAUUUCUUACAAGGUUACAUUAGAAGUGAAUCAAAUGAAAAAAGAAAUGUAAAUAUUGCAAAUACAACGCAGUUUGAAGUAUUAACAAUAAGUUAUCGACCAUGAAGUUCAAUCAAUGCAUUUUAUUUUGUGAUUUAUAAGUUAUAGCAAAGGCUUAUAAUGUUGAUAUUAUUGCUAAGCAGGUGUGCUUUUUGGGGGGCAUAUUUUAUGUUAUAGAAUAUUUUGUUAGAGGAUUUGUAAAAGCGCCAUUUUGAAUAAAUUUUUUACUAAAUUUAUAAGGAAAGGGUAUUUCCUUCACACUUGUUGGUGUCCACUUUAUGUCUGUGUAUCCAAACUGCGCCAGUUUUCAUUCAUGUAAAAAUAUUCCAUGUUGUAGUACAUGUAUGUAAAUCUCGUUUAUUGUUUGUAUGUACAGUGAUUAUUUUGUAUAUAAGUUAUUCUUUUUGUCAUUGAUAAAAAAUAUUGGCCAACUGUGAGCCUUUUCCAAAUUGAAAUUCUAAACUUGUCAAUUUAAUCUUGAAAAUUCCUAAAAUUGUGAAGAUUUCUUUAAGACCAACUCAAUUUUCUACUUAUAGUCAAAUAUGACUUAAAAAAAAGAAAAAGAAAAAAGGAAAGAUAUGGUUGAUACUUGUAUAUCAUGACAUCAUCUGAAAGAAAAAGUUGUAUUUCAUUUUGUACAAAAUGUUCUUUUAAAAGUUUCCAAAAUUUCCUCUGAAUACUAUUUUUAAAAAAUCUUUAUUUAAACAGUAUAGAAGCUGUGAAUAAAAAUCAUUGACAGUAGUAGAAUUUCUUUUAGGUUUUACUUAACUUGUUAUAUAGUAUAAUACUAAAACUUGUUUUUAUGUGUAUAAUGUUAUACAGCAGAUUUAUUUGCAUAUUCUUUACAUUGUUUGUUAUAUAGUAAAAUCUGGGACUUAAUAUAAAGGGACAAGCAACUACUAACUAGAAAAAAAAAAUCUGGAUAAAGUGUGUGUGAAUCCUCAGGAGCAUUAAUAGCAACAACAAAAAAUGAAACUUGGAGAUUUGGUUUCAUUGAGUCUGUACAUCUUACAUGCUUGUUGAUGCCCUAUUAAUAGCCGAUCAAUCUGUAAUGGGGUAAUGUUUAAAUCAUUAUAUUUAUGCCAUUAUUUAAAAAAAAAGAAAAAUGAAAUAAAAAAGAUCAAUAAAAUUUUCAUAAAAUCACGUAAACACCAUUUGGAUAUGUAAGGACUGUUAAAAUCUUCUGGAGUCUUUGUAUCUCUUAGCUCCAGCAGGUGAUGUGGUUUUGUCCCGUGGUUUUGCUUUGAAUAUUGUAAGACCCAAGGUAACCCCUCUUCCGCCACCAUAUAGCCUAAACUGUGUCAGUGCACCGUAAAACUGAACAAACAAACAGUUGACUUCUAUUUCUCUUAUUUACACGAUUACCGCGAACAAACAAAAAUAUACCUGUUGCAACGAUUAAUAUAAGACAAUUGAUUUGACGAAAAUAUUACAUGACUCUAAUCUCUAGUUUUAUGCCCCUUUAUAUUAUGUCCCUGGUAAAUGUCGUAAAAUCUGUUAUAUCUCAAAGCGUUAAAGAUAUUAGAAAAAAGUUAAUUGUAAUAGUUUUGUCUAAAAUCAGAUAUUACUUUUAAGCAAAUUAAUAAUGUUUUAAUGAAAGGUUUUAUGAAAAGAAAUUAACAAGAGGAAAAAGUUUUUUAAGUAAGUGUUUUUAUUUUAUGAUGUUAUGUCUUUGUUAUUAUGUUGACUAUCUCAGUAUUCAAUUGAGUCAGAAUUGAAUCAAAGUUUAAUCUUAAUUUUAUAAAUAUGUAUUGAAAAUAAAAGUAAGAAUUUUAUUGAUUAAAAUAAGUUGCAGAUUUUUUUAGAACACUAAAAUGUCUCAAAGUUAUAUUUUAUGUUUAAGUUAGGUUACAAAUAUAUGUUGAUACUCUAUGAGAUCUAACUUUUUUAUUUCAUAAAUUUACGAUUUUUUAUUUUAUUUUUACUCAUUUAUAAAUACAGUUUAAGUAUUUUAUACGUUCUAGAAUGUCACAUUAUGUUGUUUUUUUUUUCAAUUUCUAAUUGCACAUUUUAAGCAAAGCUAAUCAACUGGAUUUUAAAAGUUUUUCUUUUGUAAUUCAUUUAAGUUUACUACAGAAAUACCAUUUAAUUUUAGUAAAAAACAAUCUUAUUAAGAAAGAAACUAUUGUUUAUUUUUUUAAAUAGUUGAAAAGAUUUAUUUCUAUAAUAUUUGCACAAUUGUGAAAUUAAAUAUGAAAUGUUGAUAGAAGAAUUUAGAAAAAAUUAUCCAAGGUUGUUGACUAUUCUCUGUGAUAAUGUAAGUACUUUAUCCAUAAAUCUCAUAUAUUUUUCUACAUGGAAAUGUUUCGACAGUCGGAAGUAUUUGAAUAUGAAUAUUUUAUGAUAAACUCUGCCACUUACAGGCAUAUAUCCUAGUUUGUAAGAAUAUUUGUGAUUGAGCAAAAUACUAUUCUUGGAAUGGUUUCAUUUUAUAAAGUUUAAAUUCUCUAAAAUGUGAAUGACUGUUAAAAAAAAAAAAAUAGUAGUAGUGCGAAUGUAAUUUCUAUGUCCCUCGUAUUUUUAGAUUUAACUUGGGACAUAUUGUUUGUUUUUUAGACAGGCUGUUUGUUUAUUGUCUGUCUGUCAUCUGUCUGUGGAAAAUUGUAAAUCUUGCUGUACAGUUUUCAUUCUAUAAACAAAAGUUUUUAUAUUUGAACUUAACUAUUGUCAAGAGCUUCAUUUUGAUAGAUUUAUAAUUAUGUGACCUUGAUCUCUGAGUGACCUUGUCCUUGAAGGUCAAUCUUUCAAAUUUGGAAAAUUUAGCUAUAUUGUUUUGUUUAUUAUCAAAUUAAGUUAAAUUGUUUUUGUUUAUUAUCAAAAUGAGGAUGGGUUGCAUUCAUGUUGUUAAAAACAAAUCUUGUAUUAUUCCUUAUUAAAAGAGACAAUGUUUAUUUGUUUACAAAGGAGAGAAAACAUGCAUCUUUAGUACUUGAUUAAAUGUAAAGGUCCCAAGAAAUAGACUUUUGCUGGAAUUAAGAAUACUUUAGGUUUUUCCAGCUAAUUCCAAGGUACAAACAAACUUUUAUAGCUACAACUUCAAAAAUAAGCACAAAUGACUGGCUUAUCUAUUGUGAACGGAAGUGCUCUGUGAAGUUACAAUGGUAAAAGUUUAUUUGUACUGUGAGUUUGGAAAAACCCACAUUUGCCGAGUUCUAGGUAACAUCUAUUGGAUGCAAUUAAAAUGUUUAUAGUAUCUCAUAUGAAUAUUUAAAUAUUGACAUAAAAUAAGAUAAAUUCUUUCUUAUAUUGGUGUAAAAACUUUGUUUGGCUUGACCUCAUGAAAUAAAACAAAUAAUUUACAUGCAUACAAAUGUUGAAAUCUGUGUUUAUAUUCAAAACUAUGUGUUGUUAUUUGAGGUAAUCAGGGUAUUUAUUGAAUGAUUCCAUUAUCUUUUAUCUCAGUUCUAUAGUAAGUUGCUUACCUGUUUUAUACUUACAGCUAUUGUUGUUUAGUGUGUUUGUCUCGGCAAAUUUCAACUUUAAAGGGACUCCACUGAGGUUUUUUGACAUGACAGGACUAGAAAUAUUUUUCCGAGAUUUUUGUACCAAGUGAUGUAGCUCAAGACCAGUUAUUUAUGUGCACAUUUUAAAGUCAUUGCCUCUCUCCAUUUUUUUUCGAGAAUGAUCAUUUUUAGCUUUUAGCUCAAAACUGCCAAAGAAUUGUACAAAAAAGUCAAUUUCCUGUUUAAUUCUGAGUACAUUUCUUUGUUAUCCAUUACCGAUUUUUCCAUUUUAAGUGCUUUAUUUGAUAUUUGUUAGAUUUUGCAGUUUUAAUAUUUGUUAGAUUUUGCAGUUUUAUGUUUUUAGGCCUUUGGACCUUAGUGGAGUUCCUUUAACUUUCCUUGAUUUGCUAUUAUCUUGUACAUUAUUCCACAUGUAUUAGCCAAUACAAUUAACAGUAGAUCCUUUUCGCAAUUAACGUAAUUAUCUUUCAAGUAAAAGUCACAUGGUUCCAAAAUAUUCAAAAUGAGGCAGAGCAUGAUAGUGUGGCAUGCAUCAGUAUUACACAUUUAACAUCAUCACAUGCCCAAUUUAUUCUCCUAGUGAACAGCUAUACAUGUUUGUUAUAUAAUCAUUGUCAUCUCAGAAAAUAUUGUUAUACAUGUACAUUAUAUACAUGAAUCUUAAGUGUGCUAGUGAAACUGCUAUAUAAAAAAUAAAAUAAAUGUCCUACUGUCAAGUAAUGUAGAUUAGACAAUGCAAAAUGAUUAGAAUAGAGCUUUGCAAUUUUUUUUCCUUUCUCUACCCUUAGUGUUUUGAAUAUUUUUGUUUUCGUAUUGUAUAUACUUGUAGAAUAGCUUGAAUAAAAAAAAUUGAAAUUGUCAUUUUAGUAUAAAUGGUGAUAAACACCUCACAAUUUGUAAUUGCUGCUUAGUUGUCCAGGAAAGCAAGUAAGGUUGAUUCACCACCAUGGUAUGACUAAAUUAUGUAUUAAAUUUGGCAUACAAAACCAAACCAACAAGAAACAAAACCUUCAUAAGUUAAAGAUGGGAGGUUUUUGCUAAUGCUUAGUUAUCUAAGGUUUACAUCCAUGUUUAGUGUUUUCUGUAGAUGCAUACAUGUAGAUUAAAUAAGAAUAAAGGCAAUUUUUUUUACUGAAAUGAACAUUUUAAAUUUUAAGACAAUCAUUUUUUUUUCAAACAGUAUCAAACUGAUAUAUCUUAAAAAUAGCAAUAAAUAGCCAAUAGAUUUAUACCAAAUUAAAUAGCAUGUUCAAUGUACAUCAUCAACAUGACUGUGAGGUUAAAGUUUUAAUAAUGGUAGUGUUUUUAUAUACUCUUCUGAAUCUCUGAACUUAAGAUAAUCAUUAUAAACUGCCAACGAAUAUUGUAAAUAGUUUUUAUGUGUUAGGAUAUAAUAAGCUUAUUUAGCAUUCAUCUUAACAUCGUAAAAGUUCAUCACUUUAUAGGUAGUUGAGUCAUUCAAAAUAAUGUUCAUUUUAAAGUAGAAAAUAAUAAGCAUUUUUUAAAUGCAAAAAGACUUGUUUAAAUGUGUAUGUUUUUAAAAUGAGAUAAAAAGGUGCUUAUUUGAAAUAGAUGUUUUACAAAACAGCCUAAAAUGGCUUGUUUUAAUCUGAAUAUAUUAUCAGAUCAUGUUUUGUCUAUUUAGCUGUUUUGACUUUUAUUAUAUGCAUUCUUUUAUAUCCUGUUCUGUAUUUUUUCUAUAUUGCUUGCUGUCCUAAAAUGCUAUCACAACAUGUUUUAUCUUCUGAUUUAUUCGUAUUAAAAUGGUUCUAUCGCAACAUGUUUUAUCAUCUGAUUUAUUCACAUUAAAAAUGGUUCUAUUACAACAUGUUUUAUCUACUGAUUUAUUCGUAUUAAAAUGGUUCUAUAGCAAAAUGUUUUAUCUUCUGAUUUAUUCAUAUUAAAAAUGGUUCUAUCGCAACAUGUUUUAUCUUCUGAUUUAUUUGUAUUAAAAAUGGUUCUAUCGCAACAUGUUUUAUCUUCUGAUUUAUUUGUAUUAAAAAUGGUUCUAUCACAACAUGUUUUAUCUUCUGAUUUAUUUGUAUUAAAAAUGGUUCUAUCACAACAUGUUUUAUCUUCUGAUUUAUUUGUAUUAAAAAUGGUUCUAUCACAACAUGUUUUAUCUUUCUGACAAUGCUGUAACAUCAUAUUUUAUCUUUUGACUUAUUCUUAUUAAACUCAUUAUCAUAUCCUGUUUUAUUGGCUGAUUUAUUUUUAUUAAGCUCACUAUCACAUCAUGUUUUAUCCACUGAUUUUAUUUUGAUUAUUUAAAUCAUCAUCAGAUCUUGUUUUAGUGACUGAUUUAUUCUUAUUUAAUUCAUUACCACAUCCUGUUUUAUCUUUGGAUUUAUGCUUAUUAAUUCAUUAUUGCAUCCUGUUUUAUCAGCUGAUUCAGAUUAAAUGGAUUAUAACACCAUAAUAUUAUAUCACUUUUUUGCUCAUCAUGUUUUAUCACUAGAUUUCCCGUCAUAUUUUAUCACUUUUAAUAUCCCAUCAUACUUCAUGUAUAUCACUUAAUUGCAUUUUGUAUGUAUCUUAUCACAUCAUGUUUUGUAUUUGAACAAUUUUUACUUAUUCCACAGUCAUGUUUCAUUACAUGGUUUAACGACGAGAUAGAACAGCAUUUUCAUUUAAAUAAUAACACAGUAUUUGGAGCACACUGCAUGCUUUUAAAAACGCUUCUUACAUUACAAUAUUGUACUUUGAAAUCAAAUGUUCUAUUGUUGUUGAAUUAUAUAAUUAUAUUUGGAUAUUACUUAGAUGGACUCCAUGCCAGAUUGUUUUUAUGAUGAUCCUUUAAAAUUUCCCCCUUGUUAACCACUGGUCACAAUCAAAACCUUAACACUUACCCACUUACCAUGCAAGUGUAAUGGAUUUGCCCUGCUGCUUUUAAUGUGGAACAGUCCAUAUGGAAAUAAAGGGAUUUCAGUAUGUAAAUAUGAAAACUUAGCCAGCAUUGGUUUAGAGUUUGGUCAGACUGCAUGGAUGUGCAGGCUCGCCUGGUUCUAUACUGUUGGCAAAGGCUUAGCACUUUGAGAAAUAUUUCUGAAUGUCGUUUUAUUAUCUGUUGUGUACAUUCCUGGAGUUUGUCUUUUAUGUUGAAAAAUUGUUUUCUUUAUGUAAACAUAUUACUUAUGUAUAUACAUGUGUAAUCAUAGAUAGAUGCUUUGUUAAUAGGUCAUUUUGAAUGGUAUGUUUGUUUUGUUUUUUUCAAUCUUAAAGGGACACCACUGAGGUUUUUUUUUUUUUACUUGAAGGCACUAGAAUUAUUUUUUCAACACUUGUGUACCAUUUGAUGUAGGUCUGGGCGCCAAGUUUCAGAUUAUGCUCUUAAUCCGUUUCCAGAUCAGAAUCAUUUGUUUUGUGCAAAAUCACCCCAAAAAGAAUGCUUCUCACUCAAAGGGGCUAAGAAUAUUCCUAAAGUUUAAUUUUCAGUAUAUUUAUUAUGGUUUGUAAACUUUACAAUUGUUAGUGCCACACUUGAACUAAGUAAGAAUUUCAAAUUAUAUAUGUGUGAUUUGACCUCAGUGGAGUUCUUUAAAGUGUUUGCUAUUCAUUGGUCAUUGCAGGUAUUUUGUUUUGCAAAUAUAAUUUUAAACGGGUAUUAAUAUUAUAACAAUAAGUUAAAAUAUUUUUUGUGUUUUUGUUGUUAAUGUGUUAAACAUUAUAUUUACUGUAAGUUGCAUAGUUCAAGCAGUUUCAAGUGACCCUUUUUUCAUCAAUCAUAACUAAUAAUACAUGAACAAACUGCUGCUCAUUCUGUACUUCUUUUAAAAAUUUCAUUAAGAAAUAAUAAAUGGUUUAGGCCAAAUUUAAAUUUACUUUUAUAUGUAGAACAUGGUAAGGAUUAAAAAUAAGCGUUCAUAAAUACUCUUCAUGCCUCAAAUUGAGGGAACAAAUUAUUAUCAUGAUUUAAGAUAACUACUUUUUUCAUGAUUUAUGAUGACUACAUCUAUCAUGAUUUAUGAUUGCUUCAUCUAUCAUGAUUUAUGAUAACUACAUUUAUCAUUAUGAUUUAUGAUAACUACAUUUAUGAUGAUUUAUGAUACAUGUUAUGAUUGUUAUUACAUUUUAUGGUACUCGCAUAACAAGUAUGACUUGCAUUGACUAUACUUGCAUAUUAUCAAAAUUUAUGAUGCUUGCAUAUCAAAAUUUAUGAUGCUUGCAUAAUUAUUAUGCUUGAAUAUUUCAUGAGUUAUGAUCUUUGAAUAUUUCACGAAUUAUCAUACUUAAAUAUUUCAUUAAUCAUCAGUUUUGAAUAUUUCACCAUUUUUGAUAUUUCAUGAAUUAUGCUGUUGAAUAUUUCAUGAUUUAUUGUAAAUGUACUUGAAUUUGUUCAUGAUUUAUUGUACUUAGAAUAUUUCAUGAAUAAAAUUAUUAUGAUUCUUGAAUAUUUUAGAUGUAUUAAACUUGAAUAUGUUCAUAAUUUAUUGCAUAUUGUAUCCCGUUUCUUGAAUUUGCCAUAUCACUGAGUCAUAAUAUGUUUAGCUUGUUUUUAACUUCCACUAGGUUUCAAGCAACACAAUAAUAACACUACCUCUGCGUUAGAAAGACUUAAUUUGAUUUCUUAUCAUUAUUCAUGUUAAUUAUAUGCAUACAGUGCAUGUGCCUAAAAAUAUUUGAUUUAAAACAAAAACAUUUCUGUUAUGUAACAUGUAACUGUAAUUCACUGGCUGUUAAAAUUGUCAUACAGAACAAUGCCAGUAAAAUAAAUCUAUUGUAAAUGUAAA